AUGGAGCCUGAAAAAAUUAAAUUUAUUAAAAGAGGUUCACAUAAAGGAAAAGGUUUAGCAGUUUUUACAAGUGGUGGAGAUUCUCAAGGUAUGAAUGCAACUGUUAGAGCAGUUGUUAGAAUGGGAAUUUAUUUGGGUUGCAAAGUUUAUUUUAUUAAAGAAGGAUAUCAGGGCAUGGUUGAUGGCGGUGACAAUAUUGUCGAAGCCAACUGGUCAUCUGUUUCCUCAAUUAUUCACAAGGGUGGUACUGUAAUCGGUUCUGCAAGGUGCAGUGAUUUUAGAGAAAGAGAAGGAAGGUUAAAAGCAGCCAAAAAUCUUGUUUUAAAAGGAAUUAGUAAUUUAGUUGUUAUUGGGGGUGAUGGAUCACUGACAGGUGCUAAUUUAUUUAGACAAGAAUGGCCUUCACUAUUAGCAGAACUUGUAAACACUGGUGAAAUUCAGCAAGAAGCAAGUGAUCAGUAUAGCCAUUUACACAUAGUUGGAUUAGUCGGUUCAAUUGAUAAUGAUUUUUGUGGAACGGACAUGACAAUCGGAACAGAUUCAGCACUUCAUAGAAUUGUCGAAGCUAUCGAUGCGAUCGCUUCGACUGCUUAUUCUCAUCAGAGAACAUUUAUUAUGGAAGUAAUGGGAAGACAUUGUGGGUAUUUAGCCCUAGUAACAGCUCUAACGAGUGAAGCUGAUUAUGUAUUUGUUCCUGAAAGUCCACCUCCAAAUGAUUGGCCCGAGAAACUUUGCUCCAAAUUAGAACAGAUUGGCCAAUUAAAUUAUGCAGAAAGACAAAUCGGACAACGGUUAAAUAUAAUUAUUGUUGCCGAAGGAGCCAUCGAUAGAGAUGGAAAACCAAUAACAGCGGAAAUGGUUAAAGAAGUUGUUGUUAGCAAAUUAAAACAAGAUACGAGAAUAACCGUUUUGGGUCACGUUCAACGUGGAGGAAAUCCAUCUGCUUUUGACAGAAUUUUGGGAUGUCGGAUGGGAGCUGAAGCUGUCAUGGCUUUAAUGGAAGCUCAACCGGAAACGGAAGCUUGUGUUGUUUCCCUCGAUGGUAAUCAGGCUGUGAGACUACCCUUAAUGCAAUGCGUUGAAAAGACAAAAGCCGUCUCUAAGGCAAUGGCAGAAAAAGAUUGGAGUAAGGCUGUGGAAUUGCGUGGGAGGAGUUUUCAUAGAAAUUUAGAAAUUUAUAAAAUGUUAACAAGAUUGAAACCUCCCACUUUAGAUGAAAAUAAAAAAGAUCAAGGAGGUUUAACUUUGGGUGUUAUGCAUAUCGGAGCACCGGCUUGCGGAAUGAAUGCCGCGGUGAGAAGUUUUGUACGAAAUUGCAUUUACAGAGGAGAAACAAUUAUGGGAAUCCACGAUGGCAUCGAGGGUCUAUGCAACGGAAACGUUCAAAAAAUGACUUGGGCGGAUGUCACUGGUUGGAUAGCAUUAGGUGGAGCUAUGCUAGGAACUAAAAGAACAUUGCCGAGUAAAAAAUUUCCCGAAACUGCUGCCAAGCUUAAAGAAUUUGGAAUUCAAGGAUUGCUGAUUAUCGGUGGAUUCGAGGCAUAUCAAGGUGCUUUGCAGUUGUACGAAAAUAGAGACAAAUAUCCAGAAUUUCGAAUACCUAUCGUGGUUAUUCCAUCGACCAUAUCGAAUAACGUUCCCGGAACGGAUUUCUCCUUGGGGAGUGAUACUGCUUUGAAUGAAAUAACCGAAAUUUGCGACAGGAUUCGUCAAUCUGCUCAGGGAACCAAACGACGAGUUUUCAUAAUUGAAACAAUGGGUGGUUUUUGCGGAUAUUUAGCCACACUCGCAGGUUUGGCUGGUGGCGCCGAUGCUGCGUACAUAUUCGAAGAGAAAUUUUCCAUAAAAGAUUUACAACAAGAUGUUUAUCACAUGGCAUCGAAAAUGGCCGAAGGAGUUCAAAGGGGUUUGAUAUUAAGAAAUGAAAAAGCCAACGAUAAUUACAAUACGGAUUUCAUAUACAGAUUAUAUUCGGAAGAAGGAAAGGGACUGUUCAGCGCCAGAAUGAACGUUUUAGGACACAUGCAACAGGGUGGUUCGCCCACUCCUUUCGAUCGUAAUUUAGGUACCAAAAUGGGCGCGAAAACGGUCGAAUGGAUAUCUCGAAAAGUGAAAGAAUCUUUGCAACCGGAUGGAACGGUUUGCGCCAACACACCAGAUUCUGCCGUGCUUUUAGGUGUCAUUCGGAGACAAUACAAAUUUACACCUCUCGAGGAAAUCGUUUCGUACACUAAUUUCGAGCAAAGAAUUCCGAUGGUCCAAUGGUGGCUUCAUCUUAGACCCUUAUUAAGAAUUCUCGCCAAACACGAUAGUACAUACGAAGAAGAGGGUAUGUACAUGACGGUCGAAGAAACAAGUGAAGAUAAUCCUUUAAUUUAA
Molecule: messenger RNA, 2379 nt
Organism: Pediculus humanus corporis (human body louse)
Lineage: Eukaryota; Metazoa; Arthropoda; Insecta; Psocodea; Pediculidae
Product: 6-phosphofructokinase, putative
Exons: 16
Coding region: 1-2379 (792 amino acids)
Biological process (GO): fructose 6-phosphate metabolic process; canonical glycolysis; fructose 1,6-bisphosphate metabolic process
Cellular component (GO): cytoplasm; 6-phosphofructokinase complex
Molecular function (GO): AMP binding; identical protein binding; 6-phosphofructokinase activity
Source: RefSeq, a predicted model, not a curated record